Messenger RNA from Eurytemora carolleeae, 837 nucleotides. RefSeq lists its product as uncharacterized. Bases 188 to 715 code for a protein of 175 amino acids. The record is from RefSeq and is a predicted model, not a curated record. The transcript is spliced from 9 exons. Lineage: Eukaryota; Metazoa; Arthropoda; Copepoda; Calanoida; Temoridae.
AUAUAUAUAUAUAUAUAUAUAUAUACAUAAAUAUUUAUAUCCAACUUUAUGAUGAGCUGUGUUGGCGGAUUUCUUUAGCAGAAACAUUGAAGUUAAUAAAAAGAAUACAUCCUUCUUAAUCUUACGUCAGAAGCAGAUUUAUGCAGUGAGAUUUUUGACUCGAGGGUCGCUAGAAAAAUAAUAAAAAAUGAAUAAAAUUAAUCUGUCUCCAGCAGAAAUAAAGUUUAUUCCUGGACUAGAGACUGAGAUUGAUCUUCAUUUAAUCGAUGAUUCAAACCUGCUAAAACUGGUUCAGUUUGUAAACAAGAAAAAACUGGUUUUACAGGUAACACAGAUCUGCUCUCAAUGGUUUGCUCUGAACUCUCUUGCACUUUGUGUUUACAAACAUCUGCAGUACACCGGGUGUUUGUCAACAAUCUCUAUCCAGAAGGUUGACCCUGCUUUUGUACCCAGCUCUUUUAUUCGUUGUAUAGAGCAGGGCCGGGAACAGGUCAACAGUAUCUCAGCCAGAUUAACCCGGCUGGAUGAGGAUGAGGAUGACUGGGAGUGUGGUGUGUGUGAGGAAUGGUUUGUUUCUCAUCAAUCCCUUGAAGAUCAUCGUUUAUACUUUCAACACUGGGGGAGAGGACAGACCACUGGUCCGAGGACGAAUCUUCAGAUGAGGACGAGGAUGAGGACGAGGAUGAGGAUUCAACGGAUUCCGAGGAUGGUUUAGAGGAAGGAUUACAAGCAGAAACUCAAUUUCUAAUCUAGUUCAUUUGUUAAUCGUUCACUGAAUAUAAAAAAAAAAUUGUUCAAAAAUGUAUUUAUAUUUGAAAUAGAGAGUUACACACAAAG